Molecule: messenger RNA, 3524 nt
Organism: Hyla sarda
Lineage: Eukaryota; Metazoa; Chordata; Amphibia; Anura; Hylidae
Gene: MARCHF4
Product: membrane associated ring-CH-type finger 4
Exons: 4
Coding region: 1351-2505 (384 amino acids)
Biological process (GO): protein ubiquitination
Molecular function (GO): ubiquitin-protein transferase activity; zinc ion binding
Source: RefSeq, a predicted model, not a curated record
GUCUCCGAUGUCCUGUCUCUUAUAGGGUCCUGGGGUCUCAGAUGUCCUGUCUCUUAUAGGGUCCUGGGGUCUCCGAUGUCCUGUCUCUUAAAGGGUCCUGGGGUCUCAGAUGUCCUUCUGUCUCUUAUAGGGUCCUGGGGUCUCAGAUCUCCUCCUGUCUCUUAUAGGGUCCUGGGGUCUCCGAUGUCCUGUCUCUUAUAGGGUCCUGGGGUCUCAGAUGUCCUCCUGUCUCUUAUAGGGUCCUGGGGUUUCCGAUGUCCUCCUGUCUCUUAUAGGGUCUUGGGGGUCUCUGAAGUCCUCCGGCCUUUUAUAGGGUCUUGGGGGUCUCCGAUGUCCUCUGCCUCUUAUAAGGUCUUGGGGGUCUCAGAUGUCCUCCUGCCCCUCUUUAUAGGGUCUUGGGGGUCUCAGAUGUCCUCCUGCCCCUCUUUAUAGGGUCUUGAGGGUCUCAGAUGUCCUCCUGCCCCUCUUUAUAGGGUCUUGGGGGUCUCAGAUGUCCUCCUGCCCCUCUUUAUAGGGUCUUGGGGGUCUCAAAUGUUCUCCUGUCCCUCUUUAUAGGGUCUUGGGGGUCUCAGAUGUUCUCCUGCCCCUCUUUAUAGGGUCUUGGGGGUCUCAGAUGUUCUCCUGCCCCUCUUUAUAGGGUCUUGGGGGUCUCAGAUGUCCUCCUGCCCCUCUUUAUAGGGUCUUGAGGGUCUCAGAUGUCCUCCUGCCUCUCUUUAUAGGGUCUUGGGGGUCUCCGAUGUCCUCUGCCUCUUAUAAGGUCUUGGGGGUCUCAGAUGUCCUCCUGCCCCUCUUUAUAGGGUCUUGGGGGUCUCAGAUGUCCUCCUGCCUCUCUUUAUAGGGUCUUGGGGGUCUCCGAUAUCCUCUGCCUCUUAUAAGGUCUUGGGGGUCUCAGAUGUCCUCCUGCCCCUCUUUAUAGGGUCUUGGGGGUCUCAGAUGUCCUCCUGCCCCUCUUUAUAGGGUCUUGGUGGUCUCAGAUGCCUCCUCUGAAGCAGUUUCCCCCCUCAUUUGUCCUAUGUAGAAUCAGAACCAUCUUUUUUCCAUCUUUGUGUCGACACUUUUGAUAAUUGAUAUUUUUUAUUUGAUACUUUUUAGGGUUCCCCACGGGAUUGGGGUCUUGUAGGAAGCGAUCACCUUUUACAUUCCCCUCAUUGAUUGAGGUCAUAUUUGUAACCAAUGCCCCCCUCCCCUUAGGCUGAUUCCCUCUUUGUAUAUACAUUGGGGGUCUUACGAUAAGCGGGGGUCCUCCCUAUACAGUGAGCACAAUCUGGUGGUCUCAGGGCACUCCUCUGGCCUCAGACCUCCCGGGUCUGACACUUUUCCCGCUUAUAUUUUGGAGAGGAAAGCCUGCACAUGUUCUUGAGAGCCGUCCUGCUUUUAUGGUGCUGUGGAUUAUUGGGUCCAAGACAGAUGUUGCGCCAUCAGGGUCUCCUCAAGUGCCGAUGCCGGAUGCUUUUCAAUGACUUGAAGGUCUUGUUGCUCCGGCGCCCUCCACAGACGCCUUGUUUGCCCAUGAACAGCUCAGAAUGUGAGGGGGGCGCCGGAGGCAGCUUGGUGGCCAACAAUAAUACGUUGACAUCAUUGGGGCGAGCAUGGAGGGUCCCGGCGGGUGGGACGUCCACCCCAGAAGAAGAUUGGCGCUAUCCUGCUACGACCCAUGGACUCCAGCACCAGCCCACGUCCAUGGUCAGCAGCGCCUCCUCCGAAGACUUCUGCAAAGCAAAAGCUGAGGAUAGGUUCUCCCUGGGCAGCAUGGACAGUGGGAUGAGGACCCCCCUCUGCAGGAUCUGCUUUCAGGGUCCUGAACAGGGGGAGCUGCUGAGUCCGUGUCGCUGUGAUGGGUCGGUGCGCUGUACACACCAGCCAUGUCUGAUCAAGUGGAUCAGUGAGCGGGGGUCCUGGAGCUGUGAGCUGUGUUAUUACAAGUACCACGUCAUCGCCAUAAGUACCAAGAACCCUCUUCAGUGGCAGACCAUCUCCCUGACCGUCAUUGAGAAGGUGCAGAUCGCGGCCGCCAUCUUGGGCUCCCUCUUCCUCAUCGCCAGCAUCUCCUGGCUCAUCUGGUCAACGUUCAGCCCGUCAGCAAAAUGGCAGCGUCAGGACCUGCUCUUCCAGAUCUGCUACGGGAUGUAUGGCUUCAUGGACAUCGUGUGUAUAGGACUUAUCAUCCAUGAGGGACCUUCUGUUUAUCGGAUAUUUAAGCGGUGGCAGGCCGUGAACCAACAAUGGAAAGUUCUCAACUAUGACAAGUCUAAAGAUUUGGAGGAUCAGAAAUUAGGAAGUAGCCAACGUACAAACCAAUGCACUUCAACCCAGACUAAUAACUCCACCACGGCGGGGACAGCUAAUAGUUCCACGCUGGAGGACAGUGGAGGCCAUGGCGGUACGAUGUCUGACCAUCACUGUGCUUACACCUUCUUACACAUCCUCAGCCAUCUCAGACCACACGAACAGAGGAGUCCGUCUGGGACUAACAGAGAGUUUGUCAUGAGGGUGACCACCGUCUGAGGUGACCUAAAGGCCUUAUCUGGGAGACGUGUGCCUUGUCUGAAAACCAACGCCUCAAGCUAAACCCUCCGGGGGGCAGGAGGUGUUACAGAGGUCACGGGCUGAUGUGCCGGUCCGGUCCAUGAUGGUUUAUCCUAAAGUGCAAUAUGGACUGGAUCCUGAAUAAAGACGUAGUAUCAUGAAUAUUGCACCAAUCUGGAGGAUCUCACAGUCACCAAGUCCACAUGGGGAGCCGAGGGACCACGUAUGGCGUCCACCAUCGCUCUCUGUCCGCCGGCUGAGGAUCUCCACUCGGUUCUCGGCAAAAAUACAGCAUAAGCACAAAAGUGUUUUCUUUUACUUGUUUUUUGAUAAAAAUAGACUCCACGCUCCGGUUUGUAUUGUGGAGAUUCUGUCUAUUCUGAUUUAGGUUUUCGCCCCUUGAGGUUCCUAUCGAGUGCAGCUCAGAGUCAAUGUACAGCAGGUAAAGCCGGGACAAUCCUGUCUUAGUAUCUUUCCUGGUCAGGCCGGGUUCUUCCCUCUUAUUUAUAAUGGCUUCAGGUCUCCUCCAGAUCAGGAGGAUUGUGGGUCAUCGUAUUUCUCUUCUCCUCACGUCUCGGUAUUCAUUCCCGGUGCUGGGUCCUUACCAUGAGAGAAUUCAUUUUUAUUCGCAUUUUAUUACCGUAGGACAGUAUUUCCCAACCAGGGUGCCUCCAGCUGUUGCAAAACUGCAUCUCCCAGCAUGCCUGGACAGCCAAAGGCUGUCCAGGCAUGCUGGGAGAUGUAGUUUUGCAACAGCUGGAGGCACCCUGGUUGGGAAACCCUGCCUUUCAGAUGUCUUUACAUAUUUCCUCACAUAUUCUCCUUCUCAGAGUCAGGCUGCAGCAGGUAAAGCCCAAACAAUUUUGCACAUUCACAUUUUCUUUAGGAAAACAUUAUUAUUAUUAUAAAAAAAAAAUUGUUGUUAUUAUUAAUAAUAACAAUAAUAAUAGCAAUAAUAACAACAAUAAUAAUAAUAAUUAGAGAUGAGCGAAUUUACA